AUGCGCUCAGGUCUACUGGCUGCAGCUCCGGCUCGUUCACAGCACAAGGCCCUCCACCAAGCCUUCACCAACUGCUCUAGUUGCUUUAACUUCUUAUGUCUUAAUAAUAUUCCCGGCCGCUCCAUCUCUCCCACUGCAUUUCUCGCCAACUCUUCCGAGGAGCCUAUCCUUCCGUGGCUUGCGUGUCAUGGUCUUCUCGACACUACCGCGACCUGUGCUACUUGCGGGGAGCCCAAACGCUUUUACAACAAACGCUCUCAAACCGGUUUGUAUCUCUGGUACUUCCGUUGUGGUUCCCGCCGUUGUGGUUCACGCCGUUGUGGGAAGACUUCCAUGUCCUGUCGCUCCGGUAUUUGGGCUCAGACAUCCACUGCGUUCCGAAAGAUGCUCGCUGCCUUCAUCGCCAUCGUCCUCGGCGAUCCCGUUGCCAAUGUUGUCCGUAACUGUGGCGUUUCUAAGAAGACUGUGACAUCAUUUGCUGGAUUGGCCGGUGAAACUUGCAACCUCUCCAACUCUACUGAUCGGCGAUCAGUGAUCGCCAACACCACUCCUACGACUACGUUCAGUUAGAUGAGACCGCUUUCGGCCGGCGCAAGUACCAUCGCGGUAGACGCCAACGCCAGUCUGGCUCCUUGUGGGUUCAGACUGUCGCUGGUAUAGAUCCUGAGAAUGGAAAGGAUGGAUACCUGAUUUAUGGGUACCCAUAAAGCGAUCUCAGAUCGCUAAACCUCUCUGGCGCGGGUACAUGUAUAAUCAAUAGACUAC
Molecule: messenger RNA, 765 nt
Organism: Perkinsus marinus ATCC 50983
Lineage: Eukaryota; Perkinsozoa; Perkinsida; Perkinsidae
Exons: 1
Coding region: 1-570 (189 amino acids)
Source: RefSeq, a predicted model, not a curated record